AAGUGCGUUUGGGCCUGAAGUCUUGCCUGUCAGACAACACUGCGGGCUUCAGGGACUGUACGGCUCCUCCUGCAACGCGCAUGCGUAACACGGAGCGGAGAGCCGGAGCCUCCUCCAGAUCACACGCAGACGUUCUCCGGGAGUCAGGCGGCGGUCGGCCACCCAGGAGCUCCGAGUCUGUGAGGAGGAGCAGUUUCUGCUAGCGGAGAGGAGUAUGUACCCUCCAGGAACAAAAUAACGUUUAUCGUCUCUCUGCUGCACUAACACCAUCUGCCGCUGAGGGUCUUCUGGUCUGCACGAAAAGCUGUUUCUGCUGCAGGACGGACAUGUGGUGGUUCCAGCAGGGUCUCUGCUUCCUGCCCGCUGCGCUGGUCGUUUGGACGGUGGCGUCCUUCGUCUUCGCCUACAUCACAGCGGUGGUUCUGCGACAUGUGGACCCGCUGGUGCCUUACAUCAGCGACACGGGAACCAUGGCGCCGGAGCGGUGCGUGUUUGGGAUCAUGAUGGACAUGUCGGCCUUCUUAGGGAUGGCCACGAUGUACGUGCGAUACAAGCAGGUGGAGGCUCUUGGUGGAGAAGAGGAUCUCUGUCUGUGGAGGCUGAACGUCAUCGGGCUGGGGCUGGGCUUCAUCAGUUCCUUCGGCAUGUGCGUGGUGGCCAACUUCCAGAAGACCACGCUGUUCUCCAUGCACCUGGUGGGGGCGGUGCUGACCUUCGGGUUCGGGGCACUCUACAUCAUGGUCCAGACGGCGCUGUCGCUUCGCAUGCAGCCCCACAUCCACGGCAGGACCAUCUACCUGGUCCGGCUUAGCAUCGGGAUCUGGACCGUGGGCAGCAUCAUCAGCAUGUUCGUGUCGUCCGUCAUCAUGUACAGCAGUCUGCCCGGCGUAGACGUUCCUCGCAAGCUUCACUGGACUCCUGGAGAAGUGGGCUACACACCUCACCUCAUCAGCACCGUGUCCGAGUGGUCUCUGGCCUUGUCCUUCAUCAGCUUCUUCCUCACCUACAUCAGGGAUUUCCAGAAGAUCAACUUGCGGGCGGAGGUCCACCUGCUGAGCAGCCACCUGUACGACGGGCCUCAUGAGGGCGCUGCAGCGCCACGCGUGAACGGCGGCUCUGAAACCUCCCCUUUGCUGGCAGGAUCCACGUGACCCCACCCCCUCACUAAAAGCAGCACUUUUACCUUUUUAAUAUUUUCUUAAAGAACGUUGAUCUUCACGGUCCUGUCCCCGCUGCUCCUCCUCAGUCUGACUCUGACCUCUGCUAAUGACCACACAGGAGCGUUCUGUGGGGAGGGGCUUGGUUCCACACAAAUACAUUAAUGACCUCUGAGUCUGGCUCCGCCCACUUCUACAAUGCUCUGAAAGGAGCUGAGUGUCUGAUCUGCAAAGGUCUGAAGAUGGAGGUGAAAACCUGACAAAGGUUUUUGGAUCUUCAUCCUUCCUGCACUGGAUGGUCUGGUUCUGCUUCUGGUUCUGAAGGUCUAACAGAAUCAGAAUUGUUCUUUUAUUAUUCAAUUUAGUCAGGAUCCCAUUUGAUCCACUAACAGGUUGUCUGAGUAAUUCUAAACUGUUCUCUGAUUGGUUGAAGGAAACACGCCAAUGCUAGAACCUGGCAAUGGAGGGGUUCUGCAGAAACAAAGUUCUGCUUUGCAGUCAUGGAGACGGCAGCUUUAGGACUCUUGAGCAUCAGAACCUUCAGUCUAUCUGAUCUUCAUUCUGAUCCACACGACUGAUGGAGAACUUUAUCUGCAGUCUGAGAGCCCUCUGAUGGUUCUGUUCUGGUUCUGGGGGAACACGUCUCAUCUAAUCCUGUUUGUCUCAGAUUUUUCAGAGAAAACUUUCUGCUGUGAUCAAACUAACAUGAAUGAUUCCAACUGUCCAAUAAACUGAUCAGAUAAAGGUU
This is a messenger RNA of Oryzias melastigma (Indian medaka), 1905 nucleotides long. RefSeq names its product DNA-damage regulated autophagy modulator 2b (gene dram2b). Gene Ontology annotation, cellular component: lysosome. The record is from RefSeq and is a predicted model, not a curated record. Gene Ontology annotation, biological process: regulation of autophagy; photoreceptor cell maintenance. Bases 327 to 1151 code for a protein of 274 amino acids. Lineage: Eukaryota; Metazoa; Chordata; Actinopteri; Beloniformes; Adrianichthyidae. The transcript has 8 exons.